Malurus melanocephalus (red-backed fairy wren) is the source of this 765-nucleotide messenger RNA. It is a transcript of the gene FFAR4, whose product is annotated as free fatty acid receptor 4. Gene Ontology annotation, cellular component: membrane. Gene Ontology annotation, biological process: G protein-coupled receptor signaling pathway. The record is from RefSeq and is a predicted model, not a curated record. Gene Ontology annotation, molecular function: G protein-coupled receptor activity. Lineage: Eukaryota; Metazoa; Chordata; Aves; Passeriformes; Maluridae. The coding region runs from base 1 to 765 and encodes 254 amino acids. The transcript has 3 exons.
AUGCCGGGCUCCAGGGCCCCACCAGGAGGGAACAGGACCUAUUUCCCCUUCUUCUCGGACUUCAGGGGCCGCAAUGUGACGGCCCUGCGUGUCGGCGAGACAGCUGCCCUGGCCUCCAUCUUCCUGCUGUCCUUGGCGGGAAACAUCUGGGGCAUCUGCCUGUUGAUGCGGCGGCACCGCCGGCUCUGCGCCGCCAACUGCCUCGUCCUCAACCUCUUCUGCGCCGACCUGCUCUUCAUCACCGCCAUGCCCUUCAUCGCCAUCGUGCGCUGGACCGAGUCCUGGCUGCUGGGCGACGUCGUCUGCCACCUGCUCUUCUAUGUGGUGAGCCUGGGCGGCACGGUCAUCAUCCUCUCCCUCUCGGCCGUCAGCCUGGAGCGCGUCGUCACCAUCGCCCGGCUGCGCCACGCCGCYUUCCGCCGCCGCAAGGUGCUGGCCGCCGCCAUGCUCCUCAUCUGGGGCUUCGCCGCCCUCGCCACCCUCCCGCUCUGCUGCUUCUUCACCGUGGUGCGGCUGCCCGCCGCCGCCGGCCAGGACAUUCAGAUUUGCACCCUGGAUUGGCCCAGCACAGCAGGAGAAAUACUCUGGGAUAUGACCUUUGCCAUUGUUUUCUUUCUAAUACCAGGAUUAAUCAUUGUCAUCAGUUACUCMAAAAUCUUACAGGAAGCAAGCAGAAUUGAGCUGGAGAAUGUCUCAAUCCUUGAGUCAUUCCCAAGGGCAGACUCAGUCUCACUUCAUGAGAACACCCCAUUAUGCUCCUUCUAA